Molecule: messenger RNA, 1171 nt
Organism: Aspergillus nomiae NRRL 13137
Lineage: Eukaryota; Fungi; Ascomycota; Eurotiomycetes; Eurotiales; Aspergillaceae
Product: Mpv17/PMP22 family protein
Exons: 5
Coding region: 320-1135 (271 amino acids)
Cellular component (GO): cytoplasm; membrane
Source: RefSeq, a predicted model, not a curated record
GCAGCCUUAUUGCCUCUUGACACUGACACACGACAAUCUGAAACCCCAUCAAGAUUCCAUCCUCCCAAGCUGGACAGGGUGAUCGACCUUCAUCACUAGCUAUUUAGUGGAGACCUAUCCCUCUGACGUCGGUCCAUAUUCCAUAUAUUUUUACUGGGUUAGCGUUGUGGGUUUCUUGUCCGACUUGCCUCCCUUCUUUUGCCCUUGACCUCUCCUUUGCGUCAUACUGGCUGGAUCCCGCCGAGCGGAAUCUUGCCUUCGCCUUCGAUCCUUUUCCACUCCCAUUAUCUAUUAAUUUUCGGUUUUAAUUAGCUUCACCAUGUUCUCCGCGGCGCGUCGAAGAAUUCUGGAUGGACUCAACCGGAGAUACAUCUAUGGCCGUUUGCCCUUGCUCCACAGCAUAAUCUUCCUCAUCGAAAUGGCGGUUGCGAUGCGGUUGGCGGCCAAAUUCAACUCCUACUAUGCGGAGAAGCCGGUGUUGACUACUAUGGUGACCAAUGCGGUUCUUGGCGGAGUUGCGGAUACAGUUGCGCAGCUGAUUACGGCGUUCAGAACUCGACCGGGCCGACCGAAUUAUGAUCCUGGUGAUCUCAUCUCAAUCGAAAUUCACGAUCUUGAUAAGGAGAAGCCACCGGCUCUUGGGGAGCUGGGCCACGCGAGACAGUUGCCUCCGCCUUUUGAUUUUGAGCGACUGACCCGGUUCAUGUCAUAUGGUUUCUUCAUGGCACCGAUCCAGUUCAAGUGGUUCGGAUUUUUAUCUCGGACAUUCCCUCUCACCAAGAAAAACCCGACCAUUCCGGCCUUGAAGCGAGUUGCUGUAGAUCAGUUGCUCUUCGCGCCUUUCGGUACGGCUAUCUACGGACUGCAGGAUGCAUGGGAUGCUAACAGCGCUACAGGUCUGGUGUGUUUCUUCACCUUCAUGACACUCGCUGAAGGCGGUGGGCGUAGAGCCUUGACCCGUAAAUUCCAGGACGUUUACCUCCCUACUCUUAAGGCCAAUUUCGUCCUCUGGCCAGCUGUACAGGUUCUUAACUUCCGGGUCGUUCCAAUCCAAUUUCAAAUUCCCUUUGUGUCCUCUAUUGGUAUCGCUUGGACUGCGUACCUGUCCUUGACCAACUCUUCUGAGGAAGAUUGAUUAAAUCACCUGCGAUGAUGACAUGAAUGGUUUCGG